This is a messenger RNA of Fusarium graminearum PH-1, 888 nucleotides long. RefSeq lists its product as uncharacterized. The transcript has 2 exons. The record is from RefSeq and is a predicted model, not a curated record. Lineage: Eukaryota; Fungi; Ascomycota; Sordariomycetes; Hypocreales; Nectriaceae. Bases 1 to 888 code for a protein of 295 amino acids.
AUGACUGAAAGAGUUGAGGAGAUUUCAUUCACUGCGACGCCACCACCAUUUCCCGGAGACAACGAGUCUGAGUCAGUGACGCUGGUACGAAAGGCUGAUCCGACGAAGGAACCUGGCGGUAUUGUGAGGAUCGCCUUGAUUAUUGGUAUCAGCAAAUCUAUCGUCUGGCCAAAGCUUGGAGACUACAUUAAGACUUCCACAAUGAGGGCUGGCGAAAGGGCUGCGAUGGAGUAUGCGACUACUCUAUAUGCUAAGGGAGUGCUAGAGCGCUGCACCAUUCGCGUUUACAUGGGUACCGACGAGACAGUCUUCAAAUUCGUCGGUGAUCCAAAAAGUCUCUUUCCAGAAGUCAGAGCACUCCCUGGUCCACAUGAUCUGGCGAUACAAAGCGAUCCAACAACCCAAGACCCCGUGAUGGACGGAAGUCUAGAAAAAGAUUUUAACCUUAAGGUUUCGCUUCUACCAAAGCACGAUCUUAUGGGUUCGGAGAGUCAAUUUCAAGCCGUCAAAAAAUAUGUGGCUGAAAAAGCCAAGACCAAAUUACCAGACGAACUACGACCACAGCUUAUAAUGGUCGCUCACAUGACAGCACAAAUGUUUCUCACCACCAACUUUCCCGAGUGCGAGGUCUCAGACGAGGGUCCCUUCCCAGUUGUCCAACCCGAUGGAACCAUGACUUUAGAUCUGGAUACACGUCUCAUGGUAGCGCGAGAUGACAAACAGGAAGUCGUGGCAGCGAUGAACAUUGUUCCUUACCCCGGCCCCGAAGCAAGUCUUUUUGGCGAUAAGAAUUGGUUGGAUACGCCUGAGAUGAAGGAGGCUGAUGAUAGAUUGCUUCGACUGUUGAAAAAGUGUGAGGAGAGGAUGAAGCAGUUUACUUGGGGGUGA